Hevea brasiliensis (rubber tree) is the source of this 4804-nucleotide messenger RNA. RefSeq names its product probable leucine-rich repeat receptor-like protein kinase At1g35710. The record is from RefSeq and is a predicted model, not a curated record. Gene Ontology annotation, molecular function: protein kinase activity; ATP binding; protein binding. The transcript is spliced from 2 exons. Gene Ontology annotation, biological process: hormone-mediated signaling pathway; protein phosphorylation. Bases 87 to 4511 code for a protein of 1474 amino acids. NCBI's taxonomy places the organism in Eukaryota, Viridiplantae, Streptophyta, Magnoliopsida, Malpighiales, Euphorbiaceae. Gene Ontology annotation, cellular component: plasma membrane.
AGCUCUUCACUUGCCCAUGAAAUAAUCCAUCUCCUUAAAUUUUUGUACUAUAAUAGACCUAACUUGAAAUAGUCACCAAAGCCACAAUGUGCUUGCUCACGAAAUCACUUUCCAAGUUAGUCCAAGCCCUGCUUAUUCUCAUAUUUCUAUCUUCUAUAUCUUCCUUCAUCAAUUCUUUUGCUUUUGUUGCAACUGCAGUCUGUGCUGAGGCGAAGAGUGAUGAACCAGCGAAAAGUGGGAAGGAAGCUGAUUCUCUCUUAAAAUGGAAAGCCAGUCUCGACAACCAAAGCCAAUCUAUUUUAGAUUCUUGGGUUGGCAGCAGGCCUUGCAAUUGGGUUGGGGUCACUUGUGAUACAUCUGGAAGUAUCACUAAUUUGAGCCUCAAUCAUUUAGGUUUGAGAGGUACGCUUCAUAGAUUCAAUUUUUCAGUCUUUGCCAACCUUUUAAGUCUUGAGAUUUCGAACAACUCAUUGCAUGGGAUCCUUCCAUCGCAUAUCUGUAACCUCUCCAAAAUUUACUUAUUAGACUUGUCCAGUAAUCAUCUCAUAGGAAAUAUUCCAUCUGAGAUAGGUAUGCUAAGUUCUCUUUCUGAGCUCCAUUUGUCACAUAACAAUCUCAUAGGUUUAAUCCCUACUUCCAUGAUAAACUUGGAAAAUCUAUCCAUUCUCUACUUGUGGGGUAAUAAACUCUCUGGUUCCAUACCUGUAGAGAUUGGGUUCUUAGAAUUUUUAAAAAAACUUGAUCUAUCAAGUAACGGUUUAACUGGUGCAAUCCCUUCUUCUAUUGGACACUUGAGAAAUUUAUCAAUUCUUGCACUUUUUGACAACAAACUCUCAGGAUCCAUUCCCCAUGAAAUUGGGUUGCUUAGUUCCCUUUCUAUACUCUCUUUGCAAGAAAACAAUCUCACAGGUUCAAUCCCUACUUCCAUAACAAACUUGGGAAAUCUAUCCAUUCUCUACUUGUGGGGUAAUAAACUCUCUGGUUCCAUACCUUCAGAAAUUGGGUUCUUACAAUCUUUGAAAAAACUUGACCUAUCAAGUAAUGCUUUAACUGGUGCAAUCCCUUCUUCCAUUGAAAACUUGAGAAAUUUAUCAGUUCUUGCACUUUUUGACAACAAACUCUCAGGAUCCAUUCCCCAUGAAAUGGGGAAGCUUAGGUCUCUUUCUGAACUCUCCUUGCAGUUAAACAAUCUCACAGGUUCAAUCCCUACUUCCAUAACAAACUUGGGAAAUCUAUCCAUUCUCCGAUUAUGGGGUAACAAACUUUCUGGUUUUAUACCUUCAGAAGUUGGGUUCUUAAAAUCUUUAAAAACACUUGACUUGUCAAGUAAUGUUCUAUCCGGACCAAUCCCUCCUUCCAUUGGAAAAUUGAGAGAGUUAUCAAUUCUUUACCUUUUUGACAACAAACUCUCAGGAUCCAUCCCCCAUGAACUUGGGAUGCUUAGUUCUCUUUCUGAGAUGUCUUUGCAGAAAAACAAUCUCACAGGUUCAAUCCCUACCUCCAUAACAAACUUGAAAAAUCUAUCCAUUCUCUACUUGUGGGGUAAUAAACUCUCUGGUUCCAUACCUUCAGAAAUUGGGUUCUUACAAUCUUUAAAAGAACUUGACCUAUCAAGUAAUGCUUUAACUGGUGCAAUCCCUUCUUCCAUUGGAAACUUGAGAAAUUUAUCAAUUCUUACACUUUUUGACAACAAACUCUCAGGAUCCAUUCCCCAUGAAAUAGGGAAGCUUAGGUCUCUUUCUGAACUCUCCUUGCAGUUAAACAAUCUCACAGGUUCAAUCCCUACUUCCAUAACAAACUUGGGAAAUCUAUCCAUUCUCCGAUUACGGGGUAACAAACUUUCUGGUUUUAUACCUUCAGAAGUUGGGUUCUUAAAAUCUUUAAAAACACUUGUAUUGUCAAGUAAUGUUCUAUCCGGACCAAUCCCUCCUUCCAUUGGAAAAUUGAGAGAGUUAUCAAUUCUUUCCCUUUUUGACAACAAACUCUCAAGAUCCAUCCCCCAUGAACUUGGGAUGCUUAGUUCUCUUUCUGUGAUGUCUUUGCAGAAAAACAAUCUCACAGGUUCAAUCCCUACCUCCAUAACAAACUUGGAAAAUCUAUCCAUUCUCUACUUGUGGGGUAAUAAACUCUCUGGUUCCAUACCUUCAGAAAUUGGGUUCUUACAAUCUUUAAAAGAACUUGACCUAUCAAGUAAUGCUUUAACUGGUGCAAUCCCUUCUUCCAUUGGAAACUUGAGAAAUUUAUCAAUUCUUACACUUUUUGACAACAAACUCUCAGGAUCCAUUCCCCAUGAAAUAGGGAAGCUUAGGUCUCUUUCUGAACUCUCCUUGCAGUUAAACAAUCUCACAGGUUCAAUCCCUACUUCCAUAACAAACUUGGAGAAUCUAUCCAUUCUUCGGUUGUUUUCUAACCAGCUCAAUGGUUCCCUACCUUUGGGAUUCAAUAAUCUUACUCGUUUGAAGUCAUUGCAAUUGUUUGGAAAUGAGUUCACUGGUCAUUUGCCAGAAGAUGUAUGCCUUGGAGGGUUACUUGUAAAUUUCUCUGCUUCCUUUAAUCAUUUCUCAGGUUCGAUCCCCAAAACCUUGAGAAACUGUACUAGCUUAUUCAGACUUAGGCUUGAUUGGAAUCAAUUAACAGGGAACAUUUCAGAAGAUUUAGGGAUAUACCCACAUUUGAAUUACAUGGAUUUGAGUAACAAUAGAUUGCAUGGGGAGCUUUCAGGGAAAUUGGGACAGUGGAAAAACAUCGCAAGCCUAAAAUUUUCGAACAACAAUAUCUCUGGUAGCAUACCACCCGAGCUUGGAAAUGCUACUCAAUUGCAUUUGAUUGACCUUUCAUGGAAUCAUUUGCAAGGGCAAAUUCCUAAAGAAUUGGCGAAGUUGAAGCUAUUCAAAAUUUGUCUUAGUAAUAACAAUCUUUCUGGUAUUGUUCCUUUAGAUUUCAAGGGGCUAUCCAAUCUGGCUGAACUUAAUUUGGCAGCAAAUAAUCUAAGUGGUUCAAUUCCUGGACAAUUUGGAGAACUUUCAAAUUUAUUGUUCUUGAAUUUGAGUUAUAAUGAAUUUACAGGCAGUAUUCCGCAUGAGUUAGGAAGUCUACAUUUUCUAGAAGUUCUUGAUCUUAGUCACAAUUUGUUGAUGGGAAAUAUGCCACAACAACUUGGGCAACUGAGAACUCUAGAAGUGUUGAAUCUCUCUUAUAACAUGCUUUCUGGUCUGAUUCCAACCACUUUUGAUGAUUUGUGGGGCUUGACUGCUGUGGAUAUAUCCUACAAUGAGUUAGAAGGUCCUAUUCCUAAUGUUAAAGCCUUCCGUGAGGCUCCCUUUGAGGCAUAUAGAAACAAUAAAGGCUUAUGUGGCAAUGCUAGUAGUUUAAAGGCUUGUACAUCUAUCGAAAGUGGUAAAAACACUCGGACAAAGAGCAAAAAAGUUGUCAUUCUGAUUGUACUUCCUGUUUUAGCCACUCUGUGUCUGGCAUUCUUGAUUGGAGGUCUCCUGAUUCUUCUUCCACUUAGGAAAAGAAAAGCCCAGUCAAAAAAUACAGAUAUGUUGGUGAUACCUGGUCAUGAUCAGGAAUUACAGUAUGAAAAUAUCAUUGAGGCCACUGAGGAUUUCAACUCCAACUAUUGCAUUGGAGCAGGUGGAUGUGGAGUCGUUUAUAAAGUUGUGCUGCCAUCAGGUCGAGUGUUUGCCGUUAAAAAACUUCAUCCAUUACAGGAAGACAAGUCAAGCAACUUGAAAGCUUUCGAAAGAGAGAUUCAAGUGUUGUUAGACAUUCGGCAUCGAAAUAUUGUGAAGUUACAUGGUUUUUGUUUGCAUUCAAAGCACUCUUUUUUGGUUUAUGAGUUCGUGGAAAGGGGGAGUCUGAGAAGCAUUUUAGCCAGUGAAGAGCAAGCAUCAAAAUUAGAUUGGAUCAAAAGGCUAAAUAUUGUCAAAGGGGUGGCCAAUGCUUUAUCUUAUAUGCACCACAAUUGCUCUUUUCCAAUCAUUCAUCGGGACAUUUCCAGCAAUAACAUCCUUUUGGAUUUAGAAUACGAGCCUCGCAUAUCUGAUUUCGGCACAGCUAGGCUUUUAUUGCCCGACUCAUCCAACAGAACCUCAUUUGCUGGUACCUUUGGAUACAUAGCUCCAGAAUUAGCCUACACAAUGCAAGUGAAUGAAAAAUGUGAUGUCUAUAGUUUUGGGGUGGUAACACUGGAGUUAGUAAUGGGAAAACAUCCAAGCAACCUCAUCUCAUCUCUUUGGUCAUCUACAUCUUCCUCAUCACCGAAUGAUCAGCAUAAAUUGUUAAAGGAUGUGAUGGACCAACGUCUUCCACUUCCUCAAAAUCAAGUCGCAGAGGAUGUUGCCUACAUUACCAUGUUAGCAUUUUCAUGCUUGCAUAUCAAUCCCAAAUCUCGGCCUACAAUGCAACAAGUUUCCUUGAAGCUGAUUCCUAAGUGUCCUCUAAUUUCAAAGCCAUUUUCCACAUCAAAAUUAAAAGAAUUGUUUCUCGAAAGUAGUGCCAACAUUUGAAUAUUUUCUUCCAGGUCUGUAUAGGUGUGUCUGUCGAGUGUUCCUUUCCUUUCAUAUUUUCUCCCUUUGCAAUAUAUUUCUUUGGCUUGUGUUUCAUUGUAUUAACUAGCUAGUGCUAGAUUUAAUAGUUGAUUUGCCCCACGUGCUGUGGUGCUAAUGAUUUUAUUUUAGAAUCUAACUCUAAAAUUGCAGUGUCCUGGAUUUUAUAUCCAAAUAAUGCUCCUUGGCAUCUAGCAGCAAUCGUAAAUUCCAUUGUUAAUAAUCUGUCAACUCUACUGCAUGUGGUGAUCCAA